Molecule: messenger RNA, 1116 nt
Organism: Hevea brasiliensis (rubber tree)
Lineage: Eukaryota; Viridiplantae; Streptophyta; Magnoliopsida; Malpighiales; Euphorbiaceae
Exons: 1
Coding region: 1-1116 (371 amino acids)
Molecular function (GO): nucleic acid binding; zinc ion binding
Source: RefSeq, a predicted model, not a curated record
AUGGCUGCAAAUGCCUAUCGAACCCAGACAGGCACCACUGAUCAGGCUAUUACAGAACUUCUCAUAGCAAAAUUCUCAGGUCAACUAAAAGGAUGGUGGGAUUACUAUCUCACUCUCCAGCAGAAACUUGAGAUUCUAAAGUAUGUUGAACUCGAUGAAGAUCAAGAUCCGAUACCUGAUGAAAAUGGCAGACCAAUUCAAAAUGAUGUUGCCACCCUCAUCUUAGCCUUGACACUUCACUUUGUCGGAGAUCCUUCGCAUCUCAAAGACAAGAAUGCCGAGCUUCUUUCAAAUCUUCGAUGCAAAAAACUUAGUGACUUCAACUGGUAUAAGGAUACUUUCCUUACCAGAGUUAUGCUUCGGGAAGACUCUAAUCUACCAUUUUGGAAGGAGAAAUUCCUUGUUGGCCUCCCCCUUCUCCUUGGUGAAAAGGUUCGAAAUAAGAUCAAGGAACAGAAUAACGAAAAAAUUCCUUAUUAUCAACUCACUUAUGGAGAACUCAUUAGUUUCACCCAGAAAGAAGGCUUGAAGAUUUGCCAAGAUCUUAAGCUACAGAAACAACUCAAAUGGGAGCUCCAUAAAACCAAAAAAGAACUUGGAACCUUCUGCCAACAAUUCGAUAUUUCCUACCAAAAACCAUCUUCCUCUUCAACUUUCAAACCAUGCACAGACUGUCAAACCAAAAGAUAUCGCAAGCACAAAAAACACUUUUCCAAACAUAAAACCUCCUACUACCAAGACAGACCUCCCAAAGGAAAGUCUUACAAUAGAAAGUACCAAAAACCUUCUCAAAAACCCUAUGAUCCCAAUUAUACUCUCAGAAAAGAUGUUACUUGCUAUAAAUGUGGCAAGAAAGGUCACAUUGCAAAAUAUUGCAAGCUCAACAGGAGAAUCCAUGAGCUCCAACUUGAAGAAGAAACUUUGUAUAAACUUGAAGCCCUUUUGCUUGAGUCUUCUGAUUCUGAAGAAACUGUUUCAAUUUCUUCAGAAGAUAAUCAGGCCCUCCAGCUUGAUGAAGUCCUCUCCGACUCUUCUACUUCUGAUAAAUCCGAAAAACAAUUGAAUAUGCUCACCAGAGAUCAAAGGUUUAUGCUUGAUAUUAUUCAACACAUCUAA